Messenger RNA from Thunnus maccoyii (southern bluefin tuna), 6944 nucleotides. RefSeq names its product ADAM metallopeptidase with thrombospondin type 1 motif, 12 (gene adamts12). Gene Ontology annotation, cellular component: extracellular matrix. The transcript is spliced from 24 exons. The record is from RefSeq and is a predicted model, not a curated record. Gene Ontology annotation, molecular function: metalloendopeptidase activity. The coding region runs from base 862 to 5625 and encodes 1587 amino acids. Lineage: Eukaryota; Metazoa; Chordata; Actinopteri; Scombriformes; Scombridae. Gene Ontology annotation, biological process: proteolysis; extracellular matrix organization.
UGACUGUGGUAGGUUAGACAUCACUGCACCUGUACUGAGGUCACACUAGUGAGUCAUUUUAUGCGUUUUCACAUCGCACAAACUUACUUUAACAGUCUUUCCAUUGUUAAGUGUUGAUUUUUGAGUAACAGGUAUUUAGUCUUAUCAUGAUGAUAUAAUGUCUAUGACCAAGUCUUAUUCAUUGACAGCAUAAGUAGUAGCAAGAUAUUUGAAAUCUUUUUUAUUAUUUAUUUAUUAUUAUUUACCUUGUGCUUAUGUUGGAUGCUUGAAUAAAAUGUGUAAAACUAUUGCAUACACUCUGAUUAGUGUGGACUGACAGUGAUAUUUGGAUUCUCGCAGUUUUACAUGAUGUAAUUUGUGCAACGAUGUUGAAAUGAAACAACUAAUGUUCCCAUAAAGUUUCAUCGUAAAUGAUUCACGUAUCUUACUCAAGCGUGUUUAAAAGAGGCAGUAAAUUGUCUCCCAUUAAUGAUGCGCCACUGCCUGGUGAAGCCUUCAAUGACAAGUCUAGACACAGCUAGGUCAGAGAAGGUGGUCCACUAUCAUCAUUCAAACCAAUGAAGCUUCUUCCUCUUCUGCAGCGGCGCUCUUGGUCUGCUCCUGCAAGGAAAGUAGACACCGGCCCGAAGAACACUCCUCCCCUCCUUCCUCCCCUCGCAGAGCCGGAGCUUUCUCCUUCUUUAAACCAUGAUCUGGCUCCCAGUCUUCCUCGGUGUAUGUUUCCCUUUGUGAGGGGAGAUUUCUGAGCUUGUUCAUGUCAUGACACAGUGCAACGCAGGAUCGAAGUGGUCGCCUCUAACGCCACUGCCACUCCAAUGCCCAGGACUCUUUUCCAGUACUUUGAGUUUGGUUACAUGAAAUAUGCGAUGUUCGCAGGAGUGCCCGGUUCUUUUUCUGCUACACUUUGUUUUCAUUUUGGCAGCCGGCCACGGAGAGCUCUCCGACUCUGGCAGACUUCUCUCCCUCUUUGCAGAACAAGGUCAGUUGUCCCAGCCAGAAUCAGAUCUGUCCAUUGUCCACCCAGUGAAGACCAAUCCUGAUGGAGAGUUCAUGUCCCACUCCCUGUCUCACCACUUCACGGGUGGGCGAGUCAGGCGUGACCUGCGACCCCUCGGUUUGCAGGGACAGGUUUACUACAAGGUCAACUACGAGGGUCGCGCUUUAAUGUUCAAUUUGACUGCAAACAAUCACCUGGUUUCAAGUGACUACAUCCUGGAGAGGCGGAACGGCAGUGCCAACAGCACUGAGCAUCGUCUCUCCGAGGGGAAUUCUUGCCACCUCACUGGCACUGUUGCAGCCUCUGAUGUGCAAGGAACUGCUGCCAUCAGCACAUGUAAAGGACUGAGAGGCUUCUUCUCCCUACCAGAGGGACACUAUUUUAUUGAGCCAGUACAGAAAUCUCCUGAUGAUCCUGCAGGGACUCCAGAGCCCCACAUCGUCUACUCAAGAGUUACCACGGAAACUCACAGAAAAAAACGCAGCUCUGAGGUCAAAAAGACACACAGCCCCUGUGGAGUUCAAGAUGCUUCAAGGGACUCUGUCCAGGUGGAGAGGGAGAGGGAGGAAUGGGAGAGGGAGCAGCAGAUGGGGGAGGAACAGGCGAGGUCCCGCUCGCAGCGCUCAGUCAGCAGAGAGCGGUGGGUGGAGACCAUGGUGGUGGCUGACUCGAAACUCAUCGAAUAUCACGGCAGCGAUAAUGUGGAAUCCUAUAUCUUCACGAUCAUGAACAUGGUGGCUGGGAUCUUUCAUGAUGCCAGUAUUGGAAAUGCCAUCCACGUCAUCCUGGUUCGCCUGAUUCUGCUACAAGGAGAAGAAAAAGGGUUGAAGAUUGAUCACAAUGCAGACACCACUUUGGCCAGUUUCUGUGCCUGGCAGAAAAACUUAAAUCCCCAGAGUGACACACAUCCGGCUCAUCAUGACGUAGCUGUGCUGGUCACCAGGAAAGACAUCUGUGCUGGGAUGAACCAGCCUUGUGAGACUCUGGGUCUGUCUCAUCUGUCUGGGAUGUGCCAACCACACCGCAGCUGCAACAUCAAUGAAGACUCAGGCCUACCUGUCGCCUUCACCAUCGCUCAUGAAAUGGGUCACAGCUUUGGAAUUCAUCACGACGGCCAAGGGAAUGACUGCGAGCUGGAAGGGAGGCACCCGUUCAUCAUGUCCAGGCAGUUGAUGUACGACAGCUCACCUCUCACUUGGUCGUCCUGCUCCAAGGAAUACAUCACACGUUUCCUCGAUCGUGGUUGGGGUUUCUGUUUGGAUGACCGCCCUUCCAAGAGGGACCUAACCACUCCGCUGGCACGCCUCGGUGUCCGCUACACCACACACCACCAGUGCCAGCUCCAGUAUGGCCCAAAUGCUACGUUCUGCCAUGAGGUUGAUAACGUUUGCCAGAUUCUUUGGUGUUCGGUGAACGGCUCUUGCAGAUCCAAACUUGACGCACCUAUAGAUGGUACUCGCUGUGGGCCAGGAAAGUGGUGUAUCUCCGGAGAAUGUGUGAUUGUGGGUAAACUCCCAGAGACAGUGAAUGGAGGCUGGGGACAGUGGACUACUUGGUCUUACUGCUCCAGGACCUGUGGGACUGGAGUUCAGUCAGCUGACAGGGAAUGUAACAACCCCAAACCAGAGUUCGGGGGAAAGUACUGCACAGGGGAAAGGAAACGUUAUCGGACUUGUAACACAAAACCCUGCCAGAAGAGUAACCCAACCUUUAGAGAGAUGCUGUGCAGUGAGUUUGACACUGUGCCCUACAACAAUGAGGUCUACAAGUGGAUUCCCGUGGUUAACCCAUUAAACCCGUGUGAGCUGCACUGUCGACCAGUCAAUGAGUAUUUUUCGGAGAAGAUGCUUGAUGCUGUGACGGAUGGAACGCCGUGCUUCAUGAACAACAAGUCUAGAAACAUCUGCAUUAAUGGAGUGUGCAAGGAGGUAGGCUGUGACUAUGGCAUUGACUCAAAUGCAGUGGAGGAUCGCUGUGGCGUCUGUUUGGGCGAUGGCACAAGCUGUGAGACAGUCUAUAAGUCGUUUGAUGACGGGGAAGGCUUCGGGUACGUGGACGUGGGUCUGAUACCUGAGGGGGCGCGGGACAUCCUGGUAAAGGAAGUGGAGGAGGCAGGUAACUUCCUGGCUCUGAGGGGCGAAGGGUUAGAGGAGUACUUCCUCAACGGCAACUACAUCAUCCAGUGGAACGGGGAGUAUGAGGCCGGUGGGACAACGUUCUUUUAUGAACGCAGUGGGAACAUGGAGAACCUGACCGCUCCUGGACCCACUAAACAUCCAGUCAUGCUCCAGUUGUUGUUUCAGGAGAAGAACCCAGGUAUAAAGUUCGAGUACACCAUCAAGAAGAGCAGAGAGACAGGAAAUGAGGUCAUCGAACCCGUUUACAGGUGGAGACACGGGGCAUGGACAGACUGCAGCACCACCUGCGGACUAGGUGAGCAGCACCAGCCUGUGCUCUGUUUUGAGAUUGAUGUGGGUGUAGUGGAUGAGUCUCUGUGUGACCCAAAGAGCCGUCCAGAAGACAAACACAGGAAGUGUAAGAAUAUGGAUUGUCCUGCCAGGUGGUGGGUGGGAGGCUGGCAGCAGUGCACAGCCACCUGUGGAUCUGACGGGGUGCGGAAGCGAACAGUGCUCUGCGUCCGUACAGUCUCAGGGGAAGAAAGGGUGCUCCACCCAGUGGAGUGCAGGCAUCUUCUUAAACCCAAACCUAUAGUGCUGUGCAACAGAGAUGUUCCCUGUGGACAGGACUGGGCUGUCGGCCUCUGGGAAGAGUGCCCAGUGACAUGUGGAGGAGGUGUUCGCUCACGCACAGUCAUAUGUGCAUUAGCACCCAAAAAGAACUGCGACCCCACAACCAAACCACGGACCCGAUCACUGUGUGCCCUGCAGAGUUGCCCAAACUCAAGUCUCCGUAGACGACCCGGACCUUCCCCUAAAUACCGCCGCAUCUUCCCACCUAAGAGCCACCCCACCAAGGGUCCUGUCUCAUCCACCUGGACUCCCACGAGCACCACGGCCACAGCUGCACCAUUCAUUCCUACCACCACAUCCCUUUUAACCCCUAAAAUCACAUUCCUUGAAAUCACUGACACAGAUGAUUAUAAAUUCAAUGAUGUAGUGAGUAAAAAUGAGGAUGUAGUGCAUAAGGGACAAAAAGUUCUCCCUAUGAAAUCCACUUAUACUGAAAAGGUAAAGGUGGAAGAGAGGGAGAAUGGAGAGGAGGGAAGUACACCGAAUGUGGUAAUGUAUACUCCAGGAUAUGAUUAUGUUACUGAGGAUAGGACAACAGAAGAGGAGGGGAUUAUUGACCUGGAUGUUUUUACCACAGCUACAUCACUCAAAAAUCCUCUUAAAUCAACCACACCAACACCACAUACACUCAUCACAAGUCCAUCUACCACGCACACGACCAGAGCACCCACCACAACCUCCUACUCCACCCCACACACCAGUACUGAAACGUGGGCAAAGACCACUCAUCGCUAUCGCUUCUCUGAUACACACACCACCCCUCGUAUCAAUCCAUACAGCCACAGGACACACAGGGUUCCUCUCACUACUCCCAUGUCAAAGGGACGUUCUGUUACAUCGAAAACUGUCUCCCGCACAACACGAGCUCCUUCCACAACUGCAAGAAAAUCACUCACCACAGCAGCAUCGCCCCAGUCCACAGUAAAGAUUAUUAAACUGAAGAAACCUGCCGUGACACCCAAGAAAAGCAGUCCUGCCCCGCGUGCCAAAAAGCCCUCUUCCCGGCCCAAAAAGAGCCAGAACCAGCGAGCAGAAAGUCCCAUUAGAGGCUCCACCAGUGACCAACGCAACCUGAUGGCCAGGGAGCCCGUCAGCAUGGAUAUAUUCUGGGUUGUAGGGAACUGGAGUGAGUGCUCAACAACAUGUGGGAUUGGCGCAAUAUGGAGAAAAGUAGCAUGCAGCUCCCAGAAUGAUGAAGACUGUGCCAACAUGAAGAGACCUGAGCCUGCACGCACAUGUCAUCUACAACCCUGUGCCACCUGGCAAAGUGGCAGCUGGAGCAAGUGUUCAGAUAACUGUGCAGUGGUGGGAAGGAGGCACCGGGAUGUCCAGUGUGUUGAUUCUCAGAAUAAACGUCCUCUUAGGCCUUUCCACUGUCAGGCCAUGUCCAGCAGACCCAUCAGCACCUUAAGUUGCCCCCACAAGCCCUGUAUGAGUUGGAGUGUGUCACCCUGGGGGCCGUGCUCUGGGAGCUGUGGCGAGGGCGUCAGGGAGCGGCUGGUGUACUGCCUGGUGCCUCAUCGCUGUAGCACCCCGCUGAGGCCAAACAGCACAGAGCCAUGCCGUCUAAAGCCCUGCACUCACUGGAAGACAGAGGAAUGGGAGGAGUGCUCUGUGAGUUGCGGAGGGGGUCAGCAGCAGCGUGACGUCAACUGUGUGAGUAAAGAGGAUUUGGCUGUGAUGCCAAACAGCCUCUGUGAGAAGAUUUCCAAACCAGAAACACUCAGGAAGUGCAAUAUGCAGGAAUGCAAGACCAACACAGAUCCACUUUGCAGGAAGAACACUAUGUCCUCUCGCUUCUGUGACAAGCUGAAGCUGCUGGGUCGCUGCUCUCUCAGGUCGGUCAAAAGACAGUGUUGUGUCACCUGUGGGCGAUAGACAGGAUCACGCCUCCUCUCACGUUACAAGGAACACAUCACUACUAAAGUAACUACAGUAAUUCUUACUGUAUCUUCUGCAAUGCUGGCAUAGAGCCAUGCCAACCACAGACUGACACGUCCAAACCAAAGUGCGAAUACUCACAACACUACAACCAGCACAGUUUAAUCAGUACUGUACAAAUGAAACUGGGUCGACUAAGAUAAUGAUUUUUUUUCCCCCCAAGUGAAUAAUUUUCAUUGAGAAAAAGCCAAAACAUGAUGUCUCAUGUACAAUAUGAUGAAUACACAUUUGGACCGUUACAAAUUUCGUAACAAUCCAUCUGUUUCAUUGAUUGUGGAGUUAUGUUGAGGUGAGCACUCUGCAAAAAUGUCAUGAUUAAAAUAUUUCUUUUAUUAAUAAAGUCUCUAUAAGUAAAAGACAUGUUGGCUAAUUUAGCAACAGGUCAGUUUCUGAUUCUUAAGGACAGCGUGCAAAAUCUGCACUGUAGUGAAUGUGAUUUAACUGGUGCAAAAUACAAUAAUUUGUUCAAAACGCAUAAAAAUAAACAUGUAAUUACUGAUUAAAAAAUAAUCAAGAAGUUAAUUUCAAAGGAUACAAAAGCUCAAGCCAGUACAUGAGUUACUCUCAUAUAGUUAUUAUAUUGAAAGUGAUAAAUGAGAUUAUAACACAAGGUACAGUAUACACCUAUAUUCAGUGAAAAAAAAAAUCAUUUAUGACCUACAUCUCUUUGUGGGCCAGUGGUGCUUUAAAAUCAAUGUGCUGAUGAUUCGCAGUUGAACCGUCAAGUUACCAGUUAUAUUUUUAUUUCAAAGAGAACUGGUAAAAACAGAAUGUAAAUAAAGAUAUUUGUGACCUCCUUUAUUAAAUUGUUAAUAUGAAUAAUAAUAUCUGUCUUUUACUCAUAUAUUUUUUCUUUUUCCUGCUUGAGUUGUGCUUUUGAUUGAGAGCUGGCACUGUGUGUUUACAUUGGUCUGGGUAAAACUUCCUGUUUUAGUUUUUUUUUUUUUUUUUUUAUUAUAAAUGAUUGUCAAUAAUAAUUAAGUGAACUGCAGAACCUGUGCAGUUCUGUAGUCAAACCUGUGGUGCUCCUCCUCUGGUGUGAAAUUGACUAAUGAGAAAGAGGUGUUGCAGGUCAUCCCUCUCAGGUCCCUCUAAGGAUGGCCGCUGUGUUUGCAUGAUGUUGUACAGGCAUUACUGUCAUGCAUACUGUAUGUCAGCCUGGGUGAUUUGUCCUCCUCCGUAUGUCUCCAUCAGUAAAUGUGACGAUAAAAGAUGUUUGUAGCAAAACUACUUAACUGUAACUGGGUCAUGAAAUA